Messenger RNA from Melozone crissalis (California towhee), 1041 nucleotides. It is a transcript of the gene ENOPH1, whose product is annotated as enolase-phosphatase 1. Gene Ontology annotation, molecular function: acireductone synthase activity; magnesium ion binding. The record is from RefSeq and is a predicted model, not a curated record. NCBI's taxonomy places the organism in Eukaryota, Metazoa, Chordata, Aves, Passeriformes, Passerellidae. The transcript has 6 exons. The coding region runs from base 44 to 829 and encodes 261 amino acids.
GCGUCCCCGGUGCGCCCCACGUGCCGCCGCCGCCGCCGCCGCCAUGGGCGUGCUGCCGGUGCCGGCGGAGGUGCGCGCCAUCCUGCUGGACAUCGAGGGCACCACCACCCCCAUCGCCUUCGUCCAGGAGACCUUGUUCCCUUACAUCAAAGACAACGUGAAGGAGUACCUGCGUGCUCACUGGGAGGAGGAGGAGUGCCAGCGGGAUGUGGGACUGCUGAGGAAACAGGCUCAGGAGGACUCCAGCCUGGACGGGGCCGUGCCCAUCCCUUUGGAGAGCGGCAGCGGGGAGGAGGAGCUGGAGCGCGUCAUCCAGGCCGUGGUGGACAACGUGCACUGGCAGAUGUCCCUGGACAGGAAAACCACGGCACUGAAGCAGCUGCAGGGCCACAUGUGGAGGGCAGCCUAUGCCACCGGGCACGUCAAAGGAGAAAUCUUCGAGGACGUUGUUCCAGCCAUCCGGAAGUGGCGGGAAGCGGGGAUGAAGGUCUAUAUCUACUCCUCAGGCAGCGUUGAAGCCCAGAAGCUUCUGUUUGGAUACUCUACAGAAGGUGAUAUCCUAGAGCUCUUUGAUGGCCACUUUGAUACCAAAAUAGGCCCCAAGGUAGAAAGUGAGAGCUACAGGAGGAUUGCUGCCAGUAUUGGGUGUGCCACCAACAACAUUCUCUUCCUGACAGAUGUCCCUCGAGAAGCCAAUGCAGCCGAGGAGGCGGACACUCACGUGGCUGUGGUGAUCAGACCGGGCAACGCGGGGCUGACGGACGAUGAGAAAUCCUAUUACAGCCUCAUCUCCUCGUUCACCGAACUGUUCUUGCCCUCCUCCACUUAGGGAAAGCGGUGUGCGCACAAAAGACUGUGCUUCACCUAAUUGUCCUUGUGAAAUGUUAGGUCAUUUUGUCCAUAAUCAGAAUUUCAAACCAAAUCCACAUUAUGUCUUGGGCCUCGUGCAGGCAGGUAUGGAUGGAGAGUAUGGUGUGGGGUCUCUGGUGCAGUAGGACAGAGGCUGGCUGCCAGUUGGAGCUGGGAACAGGGCAGGGAGCA